GUUCACCGUAGCAGAUAGUUACCAAAUUCGAGUGACUUUAUGGUCUUAGCAGUCAAGUACUCAUCUUGCUCAGCUAGCAGAAUGCUUGCUGAUGUUAUAAAAUUCGGCAGAACCUUGUAACCUAAGGCAUUUGAUUUUGGGGUUUAUUACCAGAAUGUAAUUUGCAUCCACUCCAUAAAUAAAAAGUAUAAGCUAACAGUUAGAAAGAGGAUUUCCUAGUGGUAGACUGGAUUGUAGAUUUUCUAAUAAUAUAGACCAAUCUUCACCCUUUAAAUCUGAAUUUUUUGUACACAACGUUAUACACAAGGGAUCUGAAAUUGGUGGCUCUGAAGCUUUGCUGCCAAAAUUGCAAAAGAAAAAUUACAUAAGCCCUUCUGAUGGUAAUACAGCAGAAGACAAAACAAUAUAGUCCAACCACAUGUAUCACUUGGUUUUAUCCAAGAACCACAAUAUUUGUGGCCACUCUCUCUCUUUAAAUUUCUACAAAACCUCCUCAACAAGCCCAUUUCAACACCUUCCACAACUCAACCAACAAUGAAUGACACAGUAGACAAACUUGUAAUCUUUCUAGCAAAGAGAGAUGGGAUUGACAAGCUUGUCAAGACUUUCCAAUAUGUCUCCAAACUAGUCCACUGGCAUGUAGAGAAAACACACCCUGAUGCUGCCACCAGGGCCAAGCAAUGGGAAGUCGCCUCCGGCCUCAGCCGGAAAGCCUUCCGCUCGGGUCGGUUCCUCACCGGCUUCAACGCACUGAGGCGGAAUCCAGGCACGACAACGACGUUCCGUCUCCUCGCGGUGCUUUCUAAUGCAGGUGAAAUGGUUUACUUCUUCUUUGACCAUUUCCUUUGGCUAUCAAGAAUUGGAGUCUUGGAUGCAAAACUGGCUAGGAGAAUGAGCUUCAUAUCAGCAUUUGGUGAGUCCUUCGGCUACAUAUUCUUCAUGGUUUCUGAUAUUAUACUGAUUCAAGAGGGGAUUAAGGCAGAGAGAAGGAUAGUUAAAUCAGGGGAUGAAUCAGAAGAUUCAAAAGGGAAGAUCAAGAACAUCAGGGGUGACAGGGUGAUGAGAUUGAUGGCUGUGGCUGCUAAUUUGGCAGACUUGAUCAUUGCGUUGGCUGAUAUUGAGCCUAACCCUUUCUGCAACCAUGCUGUUACACUAGGGAUUAGUGGGUUGGUUUCUGCAUGGGCUGGUUGGUACAGAAAUUGGCCAUCAUGAACAAGAAUGUUCAGGAGUUUUGGUAAUUGUUGGCAGAUUCUUGUUUCAGUCCUGCACAUGAGAAAAUUUGUGUUUAAUGAUGAUAUACUUGCUACCCAAAGAAUUUAUAUGGAAUUUACUUGUUCCGAUGCUAUGUUACACUUAA
This is a messenger RNA of Sesamum indicum (sesame), 1357 nucleotides long. It is a transcript of the gene PEX11B, whose product is annotated as peroxin 11B. Lineage: Eukaryota; Viridiplantae; Streptophyta; Magnoliopsida; Lamiales; Pedaliaceae. The record is from RefSeq and is a predicted model, not a curated record. Gene Ontology annotation, biological process: peroxisome fission. Gene Ontology annotation, cellular component: peroxisomal membrane.